AUGAGUGGCUGGAAAUUAACUAAAUCUCUCACAAACAAAAUCUAUCAUUAUGCCCGGUUCCCCGCUACUGGCGUGAGUCUCCGGCAAAUGGUACAGUUUGGCGGGCGCCCGUCUCAGGGGACCCUAUUUAGAGCAUCUCAGUUUGUGGCCGAGGAACUACCCAUCAGAUUAGCACAUCGUGUUAAAGACCUUGAAAGUUUACCACAUGGACUUUCUAAUAUGCCAUCAAUUCAACGUGUCCGUGAUUGGUACGCUCAAUCAUUUCAAGAACUUACGGAAUUACCUGCUCCUAAACUAGACGCAGACCUCAAACAGAAACUGUUCCGGCCUCACGUGCUACAUGCCGCGGCUCCAUCACCACCAUCGGAAGAGAUUGAUAAUCAUCUUGAUCAUAAUCAUCAUCAUCAUCAUCCACAUGCACGCGAUGUGGCCAUCAAACCAGAAGGCCCACAUGAUGCUAAAAGAGCCAUCUCUAACCGUAGGUACUUUGCCAACGUUGAACCAGACACAUUAUGGCCACCAGAGAUUUAUGCAUAUAAUCAAGACCUAACCACGGCUCUUAAGAAAAUCAAGCGGCGGCAUGACCCUGUGGUUACAACAGUGGCCCAGGGUGUACAAGAAUGGAAAGAUACUGUGGCUGCAAGUUCACGGUUGGACGCACAUUUGGCCGAAAGUUUGGUUUCUGCAGCAGGUGAGUAUCGUGCUACUCCAUAUGGAGAUGCACUUCACCAUCAUACACUUUCAUCUCCUGUAAUGGACCAAUCUGUACAGGCAUUUUUGGACCGGUUUUACAUGUCGCGCAUUGGGAUCCGAAUGCUUAUUGGGCAACAUAUUGCAUUAAAUGAGGAACCUGUACGGGACGAUUAUGUGGGCAUCAUUGGAACGGCAGUGCAUGUACGUGAUAUGGCCCAGGCAGCUGCUGAUAAUGCUCGGUUUAUUUGUGAAGAAUGGUAUGGGUUAUAUGAAGCACCUCCAGUCGAAAUUGUGUGUCGGCCAGAACUUCGAUUCAUGUAUGUACCUGGUCAUUUAAACCAUAUGUUAUUUGAAACCAUCAAGAAUAGUUUACGUGCUGUGGUCGAGAAACAUGGUAUUGAUGCAGAUUUCCCAGCUGUUAAGAUUAUUGUUGCAGAGGGUAAUGAAGAUAUUACAAUCAAAAUUUCUGAUGAAGGUGGAGGUAUUCCACGAUCAGAGGUUCCUUAUGUGUGGACUUAUAUGUAUACAACAGUUGAAGAGACACCAUCGUUGGAACCAGAUUUUAAUAAAAGUGACUUUAAAGCACCAAUGGCAGGGUUUGGCUAUGGGCUACCCAUUUCACGAUUAUAUGCUCGGUACUUUGGAGGGGACCUAAAGUUAAUUUCUAUGGAAGGAUAUGGCACAGAUGUAUACCUUCAUUUGAACCGUCUGUCAAGUUCAAGUGAGCCUUUGGGGUGA
Messenger RNA from Magnusiomyces paraingens, 1431 nucleotides. RefSeq lists its product as uncharacterized. The record is from RefSeq and is a predicted model, not a curated record. Gene Ontology annotation, biological process: regulation of glucose metabolic process; protein phosphorylation. The transcript has a single exon. The coding region runs from base 1 to 1431 and encodes 476 amino acids. Gene Ontology annotation, cellular component: mitochondrion. Gene Ontology annotation, molecular function: pyruvate dehydrogenase (acetyl-transferring) kinase activity. NCBI's taxonomy places the organism in Eukaryota, Fungi, Ascomycota, Dipodascomycetes, Dipodascales, Dipodascaceae.